Heterobasidion irregulare TC 32-1 is the source of this 1857-nucleotide messenger RNA. RefSeq lists its product as uncharacterized. The transcript has 2 exons. The record is from RefSeq and is a predicted model, not a curated record. Gene Ontology annotation, biological process: regulation of DNA-templated transcription. The coding region runs from base 1 to 1857 and encodes 618 amino acids. NCBI's taxonomy places the organism in Eukaryota, Fungi, Basidiomycota, Agaricomycetes, Russulales, Bondarzewiaceae. Gene Ontology annotation, molecular function: DNA binding.
AUGCUAGGGGCGUCACUGACACCGGAGCCGAUGUUUUCUUCAUGCUGUCUGUCUCUAGGCUGGUAUACAGAGACUACCCCGAACAAUCGCAUGGUAUUGUCCUUGCGUUCCGGGAUUCACUCGGAAAUCGGCUGGGCCUUCGAUCGUCUUACACGGCUCUGCCACAAUGAGCAGUUUACGCUUCGCGCAAUUCCAGGACUGACCGACGCGUUGUUCGAGUGGCCUGAGUGGUACAUCGCACAUGGGCAGGGUGCGAACGCGCGGCUUGCUUCACUGUUUUCACUUUCACCUGAGGAAGAGCGUAAGCGGCGACACGGGUUAGAGGCAUUGUUUGUCAUGCGGAAUGCUGCCGUCAAUGUGGAGAACGCAGAGGAGCUGGCGGCGCACCAGCGGACGCGAGGUUUGAUCACAUCUGCACUGUACCAGGUCGCACCAGACACAGAUACCAACGCCGAGUUCUUAUUGCACAUCCUUGAAAUACUGCAUUUCAUGGCUCACGCGUUUCCCCUCCCUCCCCCAUCCGCGCCACGAGAGUCUAACAUUGUGCCCGCACUCACCGAACUUGCAGGACGCACUACCAACCGUUCCCUGAUCUUGGCUUCGCUCACCGCGCUCAAUUUGCUACUCGCCAACCCGGGCGGCCCCGGACACCUUACACCCACAUCACCAGCCUUGGGUGCAUGUCUGCGGUACAUCGCCCUACUCUCCGACAAAGUUCUUGUUGAUGUGUCUGUCAAUUACUUGUACACACACCUCUCGCAUCCCCCUCUGGCUCAAGCAUUCCUGCUCCAUCCCGACAUGCCUGGCACACUAAAGCUAUUGGUGAGCGUGAUCAUAUCUGAGCAGCAGGACGAUGUCGUUGUUCAAGAGGUUGGUGAACCUGUGUAUACUGCACCGUCCAUCGCCAGCACGACCAGAAAUCAUGAGCUCACAAAGGUAGAAUUGGAAGCUCUGGUGGGAAUGCCAGAACCACAGCGAUGCUACGAAUGGAUGAGAGCAAUGUUUGUCGCCAACCCACAAGGCGAACUCACGCAAGUCGACUUUUGGAACCUCUACAAGGAUAUUUUCGUACCCUUUCAAGAUCGAUACCACCUUCUCGUUGCAUCAGAUGUCAUAAAGAACGUGAAUGUCGUCUUCCCACAAGCACAGGCAAUGGUUCUUCCCGGUCCCCCGCAGAAAUUCGUUGUGCGAGGCGUAGAUCGUCGAAAAGAAGAGAACGCAAGCGAACGUUUUCAAUGUCGAUGGUAUCGGUCACAGUGCCCGUGCCCAGCACUCUCUUCCAGCGGAGAGUUGUACGAUCACGUUCUCGAGCAUAUCAACGAAAUUGAGGAAUCAGAGAAGGAAUGCGUUUGGUCAACCUGCCUUCAUCCAUCCUCUCCAAAACCUCAUCUGCGUGCGCACAUCCUUACUCACCUUCCGAGUGCACAACCCCCACAAAGGCAUCCAUCUCAAAGCGAUACUGUCACAUUACCAUCCCAAGCCUAUCCGUAUCCGACCCCCGAUCCUACGACGCGGCCGCUACCCCCACCGCGCCGUACCACCGUCACAUAUCGAAAUCCGCGGCCCAACCCGCCAUCCGCAGCCCUUACGGCCUUGCUGUGCGUCCGCAUUCUCUUCCGCACGUCAUUUAUGGCGAUCGAGAGUGCUCCCCGUGUCGAUGCGGAUCAUUUUGGGUUUCCGGGAAUUGUGGAGGAGACUGAUCAGGAGGAGACGGAAGUGCAGAUCGUCGCGGAGGAGGAAGGGAUGAAAAGAGGGGAAAAGGCGUUUGUGGGCGUCAGGCGGUUGCUGGAGGGGGUGCGGAUCCAGGAAGAGGCAUUGAUGGGGUGGGUCACGGAAAUGAUCCAGGCAGUGCUUUAG